AUGGAGCAUUUUCGAAAAAAUCCUGAUCACAUGAUACCAUAUGGGAAGAGAAACUCACAGAAAAAGAUAAUUCAACCGAGACGAGAAAAAAAAUACAGGUACAAGUCGGAUGAGAACUUGAACAUCGAGGUGAAGAAAGAAGGUAACAAAGAAAAGAUUGUUAUAACACCCAAACCUCAUUGUUUCAAGAAGGGGAAUAAAAUAGAAAAAAAAUUCUACUGUGAGGUUUGUGAAUUUAAAACACUUAGCUACAGUACACUGAUGGUACAUAAGAAUAGGAAUCAUAAUUUGGCUAUGAGAUGCCCAGGGUGUUUUCGUCACUUAAAUUCGAUAGCUGAAUUGAUAAAACAUUUAAUGGAUAGUCCCAAUCAUAUGACGACUUAUCUCAGAUGCAACAUUUGUGAUUUUGGAACCUACGAUGAACGGGCAUUAACGAUUCAUAAGAAGAGGAAACAUUUUUAAUCAAUUCAUGACGGAAGUGAACGAAGAUCCGUGAAGGUGAAAAUAUCUAAUGUGAGUAGAAAGUAUUAUUCCUGGAAUCGAAAAGAAGAAAAUGAGAAAAGUAUGGACGUCACUGACACAAUCGAAGUAGAUUCUUACGUUUGCAUAUAAACUAGAAGAUUUCAAAUAACCGACUUUGCAAUAGAGGCAAACGAGAAAUAUGAAGUGAAACAACGUCUGAACUUGGGUACCUAAAACAUAUUGUAUAAUGAACCAAAAUUUAACCCACAUUAUUUCACUACUGAUUAAUCGAUCGGCCAAGGAGAAUUACGAGAGAAAAUAUGGACCAUAACUGAACGAAAGAGAAAAAUUACGACUUUUCUUUGAUAGUGCUGUUCGAACAUCCAUGAAAGUGAAAAAGUAUAAUUAUUGAAAAUAAAUUUUACGAAAUUUCA
Coccinella septempunctata (seven-spotted ladybird) is the source of this 896-nucleotide messenger RNA. RefSeq lists its product as uncharacterized. Lineage: Eukaryota; Metazoa; Arthropoda; Insecta; Coleoptera; Coccinellidae. The record is from RefSeq and is a predicted model, not a curated record. The coding region runs from base 1 to 462 and encodes 153 amino acids. The transcript is spliced from 2 exons.